Molecule: messenger RNA, 2763 nt
Organism: Eruca vesicaria subsp. sativa (arugula)
Lineage: Eukaryota; Viridiplantae; Streptophyta; Magnoliopsida; Brassicales; Brassicaceae
Source: the annotation of a GenBank genome assembly
AUGAUGAUACCAAACCUAGGAAGGAGGACGAUGGUUAGAGGUGACCAAGACUCAUCUUUUGGAGAUGAUUAUGAGAAAGAGAUUGGUGUGCUGCUUGGUGAGCAGCAGCGAUGGCAACAAGAAGCUGAUGAGCUUGGGAGAGAGCUUAACUUGUACAUAAGCAGCUCUGCUCCGCCGACUGUGGACGGUUCUUUCAGUGCUGCUGGAGGGCUUUUCAGCGGCGAAGGUGGAGCGGCGGCUCCUUUUUUGGGAAAUGGGUUUGGUUGUGACGAUGAGGAGUUUAGGAAAGAUCCAGAGUACUUGGCUUAUUACUAUGCUAAUAUGAAGUUGAAUCCGAGGUUGCCUCCUCCUUUGAUGUCUAGGGAGGAUAUGAGGGUUGCUCAGAGGGUAAAAGGGAGUAACACCGUUGGGGAUAGGCGGUCUUUGUUCUCUAUGCCGCCUGGUUUUGAUCAGAUGAGAAAGCAAGAUGAAUUUGGUAAAGGAAAUGCUUCUUUAUCCAAGUGGGAUGCUAAUGAACUCAUUGGUUUGGAUCUUGGUGGCAAGCAGAAGAGUUUUGCUGAUAUCUUUCAGGCUGACAUGAGGCAUGUGGAUCAGCCCUCACAUCCUGCAAGUCGUAAUGCCUUUGAUGAAAGUAUUGACUCUGGAAAGAACUUGUCUCCAUCUGCAUCACAAGGCAUUGGUGCGCCACAACCAUUCAGCUAUGCAGCUGUUCUGGGAGCUUCCUUGUAUAGAAAUGGAACUCCAAAUCCACAAGCCGUUGCUAGGGGGCCUAGUCCAUGCCUUAAUCCCAUUGGGAGUGGAAGAGCGAGUUCAAAUGAUAAGAGGAAUACAAAUAAUCAGAGCCCAUUCAAUGGUGUUACAUCUGGUUUCAACGAGUCCUCUGAUCUUGCCGCUGCUUUAUCUAGCAUGAAUCUGUCAGGCAAUGGUCAGGCUGAGCAAGAUGUGGAGAAGGUCAGGAACUAUAUGUUUGGACAUAAUGAAGUUAAUCAACGGGGGUUCCCAAACAGAUCUGAUCAAGAACAUGGUUCUUGGAGGAAUCCAGAAUUGAGAGGGUCUCAAGGAUCUGCCUAUAAUGGUGGAGUAGGACUACAUGGUCCUUACCAGCAUCAGCAUCUUAAUAACUACGCCUUAAACCCAUCUGUAGCUUCUAUGAUGGCUAGCCAACUUAGGAAUAGUAACUUCUCACCAAUGUAUGAAGAUGUUUCUGGAAUGGACACCAGACUUCAUGGGAGAGGUUUUGUAUCUUCUGGUCAAAACAUGUUUGAAUCACGUAAUCUUAGGAGGAUCAGUAACCGAAUGAUGGGAAGAGGUGCUGGUCUUCAGCCACAAAUGGAUGACCCAACGUGUCAUUCGUAUGCUGAUUCACUUGAUCUUCUUAAUGGUCAUGGAAUGGACAGAGGCUUUAUGGGUGAUCCAUACAUGGAUAUGCUUGAACUUCAGAGGGCUUAUCUCGGAGCCCAGAGAACACAGUAUGGUGUACCUUACAAAUCCUUGAGCCCUGACAUCCAUAGCUAUCAUGGGAGUCCAUUUGGAUCUAAUAUGUCGUAUCCUGGCAGCCCCUUGGCUCAUCAUGUUAUGAAAAAUCCUCUUCUUGGACCUGGUAGUCCUAUGAGACAAGGUGAAGUUAAUAUGCAUUAUCCCUCUUCAACUAGAAUGGAUUCAUGGCACAUGGAUGCUAGUUUGGAUGGAGGCUUUGGAUCUUCAUUGCUUGAAAAGUUCAAAAGUAACAAAACAAGAGCGUUCGAACUUUCUGAAAUAGCUGGCCAUGUUUUUGAGUUCAGUACAGAUCAAUACGGGAGCCGGUUUACUAACCAGAAACUGGAGGCAGCAACAACAGAUGAGAAAACAAUGGUCUAUGAGGAGAUCAUGCCACAAGCUCUUGCCCUCAUGACUGACGUUUUUGGAAACUAUGUAGUUCACAAGUUCUUUGAGCAUGGACUCCCAUCACAGAGGAGGGAACUGACAGAGAAGCUCUUUGACAACGUUUUGGCUCUUAGCUUACAUAUGUAUGGUUGUCGUGUUAUCCAUAAGGCAAUAGAGGUGGUUGAUCUAGACCAGAAAAUUAAGAUGGUGAAAGAACUUGAUGGACAUGUGAUGAGAUGUGUACGAGAUCAGAAUGGGAACCAUGUGGUUCAGAAGUGCAUUGAAUGUGUGCCUGAAGAAAACAUUGGUUUCAUUGUUUCCACUUUCUUUGGUCAAGUUGUGACUCUCUCCACUCACCCAUACGGGUGCCGUGUCAUCCAGAGGGUCUUGGAGCACUGCGAUAACCCGGAUACACAGAGUAAGGUUAUGGAAGAAGUCCUUUCCACUGUUAGUAUGCUGGCUCAAGAUCAGUAUGGAAACUAUGUUGUUCAGCAUGUACUAGAGCAUGGAAAACCUGAUGAACGCACUGUGAUAAUCAAAGAGUUAGCCGGGCAGAUCGUUCAGAUGAGCCAACAGAAGUUUGCUUCGAACGUUGUUGAGAAAUGUUUGACCUUUGGAGGUCCAGAGGAACGUGAAUUUUUGGUGAAUGAGAUGCUUGGCACAACUGAAGAAAACGGGCCUCUUCAGGCGAUGAUGAAGGAUCAGUUUGCAAACUAUGUAGUGCAAAAGGUUCUGGAGACAUGUGAUGACCAACAGCGUGAGCAUAUACUUAACCGUAUUAAAGUGCAUCUAAGUACUUUACAGAAAUACACUUAUGGAAAACAUAUUGUUGCUCGUGUUGAAAAACUCAUUACUGCUGGAGAGAAGAGAAUGGGUUUGCAGCAGCCUCAGGUAGCUUAA